GAUUACUAUAAUGCUGGGGAUGUAGGAUGUAGCGGCAAAGCAUAGCAUGCAUGAUGACAAUGCUUAGCCUCAAACCAUAUGCUUCCAUAAGAUGUCAAGUGGUUAUCGUUUAUGCUAUCGUUAUCACCGUCGCCAUCUUUCGAAUUACUAUAAUUGUUCAGGAGACAGAAAAAAGUGGAUUUUUUGCUAGGACAAAUCAAUGUUACCACAAGUACUGGAGUUUGCUCAAACUCGAAAAUUUCAUUCCACUACUUCCCUUCAUCUCCGAUCGAUGUGCACCGUCAUUUGAGAAAAUGGAAGUUUAUCGAUUUGGCGACAAAUAUGAUUGGAGAUAUAGCAUGACUCCGAAAAUUGAGAUCACGGAAGAUACAAAAGACGCACCCGAGAGGAAAUGCUACGGAUUUGUCUUCGUAGGCCUUACACCUAAUUUAACCGUUGAAGUGCAGUUGAAACGCAAUUUGCUCUUCAAUUGUGAAAUCAUUGGAGUAGAUCCGGUUGCGGGCGAUACGGCACAGAACUUUGCGUUAGAUGUGGGCGAAUUCGUACAGGAGCGUGUACAAGCAUGGAACGGCAGAAAUCCCCGAAGUUUAGCCAUGAUAGUUUCUAAUCAGAUGGAUUAUCCGGACAAUCAGCAACGCAUAAUUGCUGAACACGUAUUCAUAACAGGAUACGAAGAUGCUGUCAGGCUUUUGCCGUGGAUUCUGGAAACAACUGGUUACCUGAAAUUUAUAACACCUUGUCAGAUUACCAUAGACUUGCCUACUAUGGAGUUCGAACGGAUACAAAUAUUUAUCGCAUUUGUACGGCGAAUUAUCGAAGAAGAAAGUUAUACAGUCAUGUCCGUAUACAACAACUAUGUGACAAGGAUUUAUCUGUUCAACAGUGGAUUAGAAGAGUGUACAGCUCAUUAUGGGUUUUGA
Messenger RNA from Cylicocyclus nassatus, 920 nucleotides. NCBI's taxonomy places the organism in Eukaryota, Metazoa, Nematoda, Chromadorea, Rhabditida, Strongylidae. The record is from the annotation of a GenBank genome assembly.